UACUGUAUUGUACUGUGAAUCUCGGGAGGGGGGCUGCAAAAAAUCUCCUAUUCUUACAGAGGUUCAUGCCCCGUAUUUAAAACAUCUUAAGCCAGAUUGCGUUUUAACAGGUCACAGGACGUAGAUGCCGUUUUGAUUCACAUAUUUAUUUUGUUUUUAUUUUAGUUUAUGGUUUGUUUUUUUUAACUCUCCGGGAGGGCAGAAAUGGCGGCCAACAUGUACCGGGUCGGAGAUUAUGUCUUCUUUGAGAAUUCUUCAAGCAACCCUUAUCUGAUCAGGCGAAUAGAGGAACUGAAUAAGACUGCAAGCGGCAAUGUUGAGGCAAAGGUGGUCUGUUUCUACAGGAGAAGAGACAUCUCACAGAGCCUCAUCCAGCUGGCUGACAAACACGCAAAGGACCUGGAUGAAGAGAAGGAAAGCCCCUCAGAGCCCGAACUCAGUGAAAAACAGAAACAUCAACUCCGCCACAGAGAGCUUUUCCUUUCCCGCCAGUACGAAUCCCUCCCCGCCACACACAUCAGGGGGAAGUGCAGUGUGGCCCUCUUGAACGAGACAGAAGCUGUGCUUUCCUACUUGGAGAAAGAGGACACAUUUUUUUAUUCAUUGGUGUACGACCCCACACAGAAAACGCUAUUGGCCGACAAGGGGGAGAUUCGUGUUGGUCCACGCUUUCAGGCUGAUGUCCCUGAAAUGCUACAGGAAGGAGAACCUGAUGACAGAGACCAGUCCAAACUGGAGAUGAAGAUAUGGGACCCAGAGUGUCCGCUGACCAACAAACAGAUUGACCAGUUUCUUGUGAUUGCUCGAGCGAUUGGUACUUUUGCUCGAGCGUUGGACUGCAGCAGCUCCGUCAGACAGCCCAGCUUACACAUGAGCGCCGCGGCAGCCUCACGAGACAUCACACUGUUCCAUGCCAUGGACACCCUGCACCGGCACGGCUAUGACCUCUCCAGUGCUUUGAGCGUGCUCGUUCCUCAAGGAGGGCCUGUGCUGUGCCGGGAUGAGAUGGAGGAGUGGAGCUCAUCAGAGGCAAACCUGUUUGAGGAGGCGCUGGAGAAGUACGGCAAAGACUUCAAUGAUAUCCGGCAAGACUUUCUUCCUUGGAAGUCGCUGACCAGCAUCAUUGAGUAUUAUUACAUGUGGAAAACCACAGACAGAUAUGUUCAGCAGAAACGACUGAAGGCAGCUGAAGCAGAGAGCAAACUGAAGCAAGUGUACAUCCCUACAUACAACAAACCCAAUCCCAACCAGAUCUCCGUCAGUAACGGCAAAAUGGCUACUGUAAAUGGUGCAGCAGGAACAGGCAGUUUCCACACAGCCGGAGGCGGCCGCGCAUGUGAGAGCUGUUUUGCCGCACAGUCUGCUCAGUGGUACUCGUGGGGUCCCCCUAACAUGCAGUGUCGCCUUUGUGUGUCCUGUUGGAUGUACUGGAAAAAGUAUGGUGGCCUAAAGAUGCCAAGCAGAGCUGAGGGGGAAGAGGAAAAAACGCCUCCAAGCCCUGCACCCAAUGAGAUGCGUUCUCGUGGCCAUGGUGCCCGUCAGUCUUCCCACAUGGUUCCGAUAAGGAACAGCGGCAGCCCCAAAUCCUCCAUGAAGACUAAGCAGGCGUUCCUCCUGCAGGCCACGCGCCUCACCAAGCUGGCGCGUCACAUGUGCCGUGAUCUCAUCAGGCUGCGCCGGGCCGCGCGCCGCCCCUUUGUGCCCAUUAACUGUGGUGCCAUAAAGGCGGAGUAUAUGAUCCGGGUGUCAGAGGGCAUGACAGGGCGACCUAUGAAGCCCAAAUCUUCCCCGAGGAGCACCCUGACCAGCGUCUUGCAGUAUCUCGAGACUCGUCCAGCAAUGCACGUUCAACGUCCUCAUCGCACCCCUGGCCUACAGGUGCAGCCCCCACGGCGCCUACUUUCCUCUCUUCCCAGCCAUGGCCCACAUGGCAUGUUGGGAAAACGGAGCUACCAUCACCACAGCAGGGUUGAAUCUGCAGAGAGAAGAGCCAGUGCUCCAGGACAAGAAAAUCCAGCCCAUAUUGUGGGACCCAUUCUGCAGCAUAAUGGAAGCAGCACCGGUGCCUCCAACGCUCGUAACAGUGGCCUGAUGCUCCGCAAGAGACGACCCAACUGGAUCGAUGCUCCCGAUGACAGCUUCUUUCUGGUUUCCCGAGAGACGAGGAAGGCCAGAAGGCUGCUCUCCCGUUCACAGUUAAGAAGAGCGUGCAGACAACCAUGUGAGCAGAUCAGCCUGCGCAGGGUCCCCCAGGGGCCAGCGCAGGUACCUGUCCUGGCGCCCCCUCACCCCAGUUUACGGAUGCGAGGCCCAAUCGUCAUCCACGACUGACCCCCUCGCCUGCAUUGUUCCCUCAGCCUGUUCUGUCACUUUCUCAUUUGCUGCCUAACUCUGCACUGCACAGGCCACAAGCCACUAAAACACUUCUUAUUCCUCUUUAGUCUACUUCUUCUAAAACUUUCACUUCCUAUUCAGGACAAAAGACUCUCAGUAAUAAAGCAUUUAGCUAAUAACCCCCAAUAAAAUGAUACUUGUAUAUUCAGAACCUUCUUGGAUGGCAGCCUGCAAUUCUUGUUUCAAUAUCUUUCUAAGUACUGAAUGCUCAUGAAGUUUCAAUACAAACACUUUUACCUUGCAGCAACUUGUAACAUUAGCUCUAAGCACUUGUUUGAUGAGAAUCUAUGGCUGUGGAAACUAAACUUACAGGGUUCCACGAGUGGCCAUGCCUCAAAUGUGUAUCAUGUACAGUCAGGUCAAUGCUGACCACUCAACAGACUCUUUUGAGAAGUGUUAGUGUACUCUUUGUAUAUUUAGUUAGCUCUGCAUUGAAUGGUUUCCUUUAUUUCUCUGUAUCUUCUGUGCGUAUCAUGACAAGUACAAGUUUGUGAGCUGUUUUUAUAUUGUAUUCAAGCGAGGACUGGAUUUUAUGUUGAGUUGCUGGCUAUUAGGUGGUCUUAACUGAGAGCAUGUUCAAUAGAUUCUUUUAACUGGAGAUGUUGUAAUGAUUCGUGGAAGUCAAAGCAGUCUUUGCAACUCUUAAAUAUUCAUUCAGGAAUUAUGGUUCUGUUCCCCUGGACAUUGAAGACUCUUUCAGAUGCCCUUUGGAUGUUUUUAAGGAAGAAACUCAUUGGCUUUUUAACUUCAAAGGGCAAUGUGACCGCAUGUGAGUGUGAAACAAUAAGCUAUUUUGUUUUCUAUGCCUCAUACAUUUCUGUUGUAUUUCAUUGUGUGUCAAACAUUUACUGAAAAAUGCUAAAUAAAAAAGCGCAGUACAGAUUGUACGUCUAUGUGAUAAUAUGAAAAGCAAUUGAUGAUGCAUGUCACAGGCAGAACACAUGACAACAAACUAUAGAAAGGUGUACAGUAUAGCAUAUUAUAGAAUGUAUUGUGCAAAAUAAUAAUAAAUUUUCACACCCUCAUGUUGUUCCAAACCUGUAUGACUGUUGCAGAACACAAAAGAAGAUAUUAAGAAAACAUUUUUCAAAGUAUUAUCUUAAGUGUUAGAAAGAACGUCAU
Messenger RNA from Sinocyclocheilus anshuiensis, 3516 nucleotides. RefSeq names its product metastasis-associated protein MTA3-like. Gene Ontology annotation, biological process: negative regulation of transcription by RNA polymerase II. The record is from RefSeq and is a predicted model, not a curated record. Bases 205 to 2331 code for a protein of 708 amino acids. Gene Ontology annotation, cellular component: NuRD complex; nucleoplasm. NCBI's taxonomy places the organism in Eukaryota, Metazoa, Chordata, Actinopteri, Cypriniformes, Cyprinidae. The transcript is spliced from 19 exons. Gene Ontology annotation, molecular function: transcription coactivator activity; histone deacetylase binding; sequence-specific DNA binding.